ACAGCGCGUGAACGUCACAGCGUUCUCGAAGCUACCACAGCUGCAGUCAUGGCCGCUAACAACACUGAAGCUAACAACACUGAAGCUAACAGGCUGGAUCCCCAGGCAGCACCCGGGGAUGGAGACACUUCUGUUCAAGUCAGGAUACAAGUCGCUGCCAAACACGGUCCUGUCACAGCUGCAAGCACGUCACAGAGUGACUCUGUCUCAGCCCCACCUAAAGUCAUCCCGAGUGGCCAGCCUUCACCCUGUGCAGUGACGGUGUCAGGGCCUCGCACCUCACCUGUUAUGGUGGUUGCAAGUGCAGGAGUGAGUGCAGGUAACCAACAGACAACGAAACAGCCUCAGAACCAGGUGGCCUCCGUGAAACAGCUUACAACCACAGGAAGGACGGUGCUGAUAACUGUUCCCAGAUCAGCAACUGCACAGCCAGUCACUCCUCGACUGCCACAGGCCACCUCCACCCAUCUCCCAGCCAAUAUCCAGAUACCUCCAGGUAUGAUGCUGAUCCGCAGUGACAGUGGGCAGCUGAUGCUAGUAUCUCAGCAGGCUUUGGCUCAGGCUCAGCAGGGACAAAGACUUAUCAGUGGUCAACCCACCAGGAUACUUGCACCACAGGUGUGUGCAGCAGCUGAAAGUAAAAGGAAUGAGAAUGUAACCGUGAUCAAGAUGACGCCUACUUCCAGUUUCCAGAAAGCAGCACCAGUCCAGAAGACUGCUGUGGUCAUCGGUGUUGCCCCCAAACCAGCUCUUGUCCAGACGGUGAACGUGGUGUCUGAGCGAGGCAGCCAUGCUGGCUCUCAGGCUGCAGGCGCUAAAAAGGAAUCAGUGCCCACGUUUAGCAAGGAGACGCUGGAAAGUGUGAAGAAGUGCAAGAACUUCUUGGUAACGCUGAUCAAGCUGGCCUCCAGUGACUCCAGAUCUGUGAACAUGGCUAACAAUGUCCAAGCGCUGGUCAGGAGUCUGCUGGAAGGGAAACUGGAAGCAGAAGCGUUUACGGAGCAGCUCUAUGACACGUUGAAGUCGACUCCACAACCCUGCUUGGUGCCUUUUCUCAAGAAAAGUCUUCCUGCGGUGCGUUGCCUUACUGCAGACCCCCAGUUAUUCAUCCAAAAAGCUUCAGCUUCCACACGCCCUCCCACAACACCGUCUUCCAGCAUAAAGCAGUCCAACACCGAGACUGGAAAAACCCUCCAGAACAGGCAGCAGAUGCAGGUUUUCCAGGCUCGAGGAGUGGCUCUGCGACCUGGCCUCACAACAUUAGUCCACUCCAGAAACUGCAUAUCUAAGAAACCCACCACUCGGCACAUAGUGGGAUACUCGGGGAAAAACUUCUCAGGAGGUUUUUCAGUGAAGCAGCCCUUCGCUCAUGAGCCACCUAAUUCUACCAAAUUUGCAUUCAGAGACAGUUCAGGAUCUUACAAAGAAGAUGAUGAUAUCAAUGACGUCACCUCCAUGGCUGGAGUCAACCUGAGAGAGGAGAACGCACAGAUCUUGACCAGCACGGUUGGUGCUGUGGUGCAGUCGUGUCAGGAUCAGCUGUUCCUGUCGACUCACCCGGCGCUCAGCACAAUCCUUCACACAGGACAGCCUCUGGGAGUAACUGAUGUUGGUCCAGAUGUGGUUGCUUUGGUUUCUCAUGCUACUCAGGAGUUUCUUCGUGGGCUGCUGGAGAAACUCACAGUAAUGGCAGAACACCGCAAGACCACCCUGAAGCAGAACUCGUGGCACACGCAAGUCAGUGAUGCUCGUUCUCAGCUUCGCUUCCUGGAGGAAAUUGAGAGCUUGCAGAAGAAGAAGAGAGAUGAGGAGGAGAGGGAGAGAUUGCUGCGUUUUGCCAGAAGUCGCUCUCACACUGAAGAUCCAGAGUAUCAGCAGCUCAAGCAAAAAGCCAAAGAGUUGCAGCAAAUAGAGGAAGCUCAGCUGCAGCAGAGGGAGGCCAACCUCGCUGCUCUGGCUGCCAUUGGCCCUCGCAGGAAGAGACCCCUGGAUCAGACCGACAGCCAGGUGUGUGUGCUGCCCAGGCCAGGUGUUCACAGAGUGACCCGGGUGAUCCUGAAGGAUCUGCUGGUGUGUAUGGAGGAGGAACCCUUUCUGCGUCGCUCUCUCGCCCUCUAUAAAGCCAUGCUCUGAUCAGCUUAUUGUCUUCCUGCAGUUGAUCUAAAAUCAUUUGUUAAUCCUCGUUUGUGAUAUUCUGUUUUGUUUUUUGUCACGGUCGGGUUCAGCUGCAUUUGAAUCGCAGUCAGUUUUGGUUUUGCUGUUGUUCUGUUGGAAAAAACUAAAAGUGAGCUGUGUGGAAAAAGUAAAGUGACUGUGGUUUCCUGCUGGAUUAUUGGGUUUUUUCCAUUAAAAACAUGUUGAAAUUGCA
Messenger RNA from Neolamprologus brichardi, 2368 nucleotides. The record is from RefSeq and is a predicted model, not a curated record. NCBI's taxonomy places the organism in Eukaryota, Metazoa, Chordata, Actinopteri, Cichliformes, Cichlidae.